This is a messenger RNA of Triticum dicoccoides, 2797 nucleotides long. RefSeq lists its product as uncharacterized. Gene Ontology annotation, molecular function: deSUMOylase activity. Bases 48 to 2648 code for a protein of 866 amino acids. Gene Ontology annotation, biological process: protein desumoylation; proteolysis. The transcript has 15 exons. Lineage: Eukaryota; Viridiplantae; Streptophyta; Magnoliopsida; Poales; Poaceae. The record is from RefSeq and is a predicted model, not a curated record. Gene Ontology annotation, cellular component: nucleus.
UAACCUUGACAAGAACCAACCAAUCUCGCCAUCACCAUCACCAUCGUAUGUCUUCCUAUCAUCCCGCUGCGUCCGCGAGGCCUGCACAGUCGGUCACGAAGCAGUCCAAGUCACGUGCAUCGAAGCCCCCACCUUCAUCGACAAAGUCAGGUGCACCGAAGCCUCCACACUCGUCGGCAAAGAAGGGUACCCAGGUUGUAUCAAUGCACGGGUACUCAGAGUUUGUCCAGUCGUUAACUGGGGAACAGUAUGACAUAGCUAGUCAAACGACAAUUCGUGAAACUCUGAAGACUCCCGCAAUGAACGUUAGGAGAGUUUUGUGCCAAGAGAUUGCUAGCACAUACGAUUCACAAGUUGACGCAUUUGUAAUACGCGGGGUACCUAUGAGAAUAACCUUGCAAGACGUAGAACACAUCACAGGCCUACCUAGCAUGGGGAGGGACUUUGUCCCUCCUCCGUUCAAAGAAGUGCAGGACAUAUGGCUUGAUUUAAAGGAUCCUGAAGAUAACAAACUGACCUUGAAAGGUCUUCGUAAGAAGAUGAUCGGCGAAGAGAGGCCACGGUUUGUGAAGCCUUACGUCUUGUACACUAUUGGCAAGUUGGUUUGCCCAACGACACAACCUUAUGUUGAUCCCAAAUAUUUGGGAAUUGUCGUGGACAUACAUACUAUAAACUCCAUAAACUAUGCUAAACUAUCUCUCGACCACUUAAUGUCAAGUGUGAGGAAGUUUGUGAAUGGUGCCGCGAACUUGGAGGGGAACCUCCCACUACUGCAGACUUGGUUCUAUGAGAAAUUCCGAGUCGACCAUAUUGAUCGCACUGUUUCAUACCUUCAACGAGAUAAACCAUUGAUCCAAUACUGGGACGAAGCAAAGGCUGGAGAGGUCGACAAAAUAAUAUCGCAGAACUACGUAGAAGUAGGACAGAUGGUUGAGGACCUCAGACGCCCUUGGAAGCCAGUGCCCAAGGUUUCACAUCAACCUACAAAGUCUGCUUUUGAGGUCGAUGGGACACUAGGCCGCGUACUCGCCCAGGUGGGAGAGAUAAAAGCAAUAGUGUCUCAGCAAUACUCAGAGAUUUCCGCACAACUGGACGGAGUACAAAGGCGCCAGAAGCAAAACAGCAUGCGCUUGGAGGACUUCAUUUGUGCAUUCAAUGAUCAUCGAUUUGGCGUAGGACAGAAGGACUUUAAUGAGGGUCAGAGAGUUAAUAAUAUCAAGAAAACCUCAAAGAAUGUUGCUGCUAGUACAAAUGAAGUGCCAAAGUGUGUCUACAGCAACCCCAGCAAGAACCUUGCUGGGGAAUUUGAGAAGGUAAAGAAAACACCUGUGGACCCCCACAAAGGAAAAACAGACAGAGAUGACGCUGUGGACUCAUUUGGUAAGCGUUUUAAGAGUGACAGCAAGAACUUACCCUCCCGAUCUGAGAAGGUGAAGAAAACAUAUGUACACCCCCAGAAGUCAAAGACUGAAAGAGACGAUAGCAAGAACUUACCCUCCGAAUCUGAGAAGGUCAAGCCUACGUCCAUGGAUGCCAUGGACUCCAUAGGGAGGCGUGUCAGGCAUGAUGGCCGGAAGAAAAAGAAGUCCUCGCUCCUUCAGAGCGAGGAGUAUGAAUUUUACACCCCCGCGCUCAGAAGGAAAAGAGCUCUAUCUCAACAGACACAUGACAGUAACGAUGUUAUGUACACACAGAAUAAGAAGAUGAAUCCCGGGAAAAGCAACGGCCAGCAGCUAAAACAGCUCAAGGAGGACUUGAUCAAUUUUCAGGCAGAAACAGAUCGAGUUACACAGAAUAUAGUAGCUGAUUUUGUAAACAGUACUCCUGAGACAGCCAAGUUGGUGAAAAUCAAGGACAUACUUCUAACGCAGAAGUAUCUUAAAUGCCUUACAACACCAGAUCAAUCCUCCUUUGCAGCUUGGGUGGAUGACGAUGUACUCGAUGCGGCAAUUGAACUCCUACGUUUCGACGGACUAGAAGGUGUACGAGAUCAUGGUACCGUGUAUGUCGAAAGGUCUACCAUCGUCAACAUCCUGAAGAGAGAUGGCACAGUCCCGAAUUGUACCUUGGAUGUUUUAAGCGGCAAAUCAGGCACUAAAUGGGGAGAUAACUACCUGCAACAUGACAUGAUUUUCCUACCUUCAAAUAUUCCCAAGAACCACUGGUUCCUGGCUGUUGUCAACUCCCAAAAGAGGGAGAUUCAAAUUCUGGACUCACUCCAAUCACGCAACAACCGCAAAGAAGUAAUUGCUGCGCUUCUUGGAAUGGAAACACAUAUUGAUAUAGCAGUGAUGCAAAAUGGAAUGCAAGGAAGUACAUGGCCGGACACUCAAGUGGCUUCGUGGCCUAUCAAAGACUAUGAAGUGCCACAGCAAACAGAUGGCUGUUCCUGUGCUCUCUGGGUGUUGAAAUUCAUCCAAUAUUGGACCGGAGUGAGAUUGUCGGCUAUAUUCAACCAGGAUGACAUAAGACAGUUCAGAAGAUGGCUUGCUGCUGCCUUGCUCAAUUCACCUCACAAUGAGUUGAAAGUUCGGAAGGCCAUACCAGCAGUUGAUUUAGAAGAUGAUUUAGAAGACCUCGACCUCGAAGGUGACGACGGACACAACGACAGCGGAGAUGUCUCAGGAGACGAUGGUUCCGCACUAUAGUUGUAUGGCGCUAGACUUAGGGUAGAGUUAAUAGGAUUGGGCGUGGUGUGGUUUUUGCCCCGAAGAAGGUUUCCACACCGUUUUCAGUUUUAUUACUUUAUCUAUACAGCGGAGAUGUAUCAAACAAUUUUUUUGGUUGUGCUACUUCA